AUGUUGACAGAUGAUGCGGUCGCUGAGCUCUUGAGCAGAGAAGCGAAGGACGCAUCCAUGAAGUAUUCGUCGAUGGGGCUCGAAGCGUUCAGGUCCACCAAGCCUGCCCACAAGGCGAAACCGAACACCCGCUUUCUUGGGCGCAUCAUCAAAGAGACAACGAAUCACAAUGCCGCUCUCUUAGCCAGGGAAGCCGCAGAAGCCCAGGCACGGCUAGACGAUUUGACCGAAUCCGAGGCAAAAAAGCGGCGCAAGCUAAACCCCAGCGCCUCUGACUUACGCCGACGACAAUUGGGCGACAUAUCCUCGAUUCUAGCGGGCCGGAAGCCACGCACCGGCGACCAGCGGGGCGAGAGACCGAAGGACAAAGAUGAAGAACAAGAUAAUAAAGGACGUAGGGGCGCACCGCGCGAGCGACGCCGCAGUCCACAUGCGGAGAGACAAGAGGACAAAGAAGAGGAGAAAUACCGAUCGCGGAGAAGACGGGAUGAUCGGAAGAGUAGGGAACAUGGUUCCCGCCACGACAGAUCUCGCUCGCCGCGUGGGGGGAGCCGCCGACACCGACACCGACACCGGUCACCUUUGAGCAGCAGCGAGGAGGAACACCGGUCGCGCCACUCGAGAUCUCACCGAAAAAAGUCCCGCCAAGACCAAGAUCUUAUCGGCGGUGAGUCGUCGAACCGCAGAAACUAUGGCCGGCUCCGUGAGGACGAUGAUGACGCUACGAAUUCCUCGAAACAUGGCCAGCUAAACGAAAAUAUUGACGACGAUUCGGACCCUCUUGACGAUUUCAUCGGCCCAGCACCACCAUCUGAAUCCCGAGUUCAACCUCGUGGGCGCGGGGCGCUUCGAGGGGCCGCAGCCAUGGACGAUCGGUUUAGCAAGGACUAUGAUCCAUCUUCUGACAUUCAACCCCAGCCAGCCGCAACCGAAAACUGGGAUGAAGCAGUCGAGACGUUCCGCGACCUCCAAAAGUGGAAGCAGCAGGGUGCUGAGCGUCUCCGCACGGCCGGGUUCACGGAAGCGCAGAUCAAAGAGUGGGAAAAGGGUGGCCAGAAGGACAUCGACGAUGUGCGAUGGAGUAAGGCUGGGGAAAAACGCGAGUGGGACAGGGGCAAGGAGGACAGUGAGACUUGA
Dichotomopilus funicola is the source of this 1137-nucleotide messenger RNA. RefSeq lists its product as uncharacterized. The record is from RefSeq and is a predicted model, not a curated record. Lineage: Eukaryota; Fungi; Ascomycota; Sordariomycetes; Sordariales; Chaetomiaceae. Bases 1 to 1137 code for a protein of 378 amino acids. The transcript is spliced from 3 exons.